GCUCGGAGCUGCAGAGAUGUGCGCGAGGUGUGUUAGCAUCAGCAACACACAGCGAGAAAACACAGGGCACGAGACUUCUGCGGUGUUUUUACCGCCUAAUGUGAUCGGAAGACGCCUCGGGUUCGUUGUUUACAGAAGUCGGAGGAAGGCUAAAAAGAAAUGCUGCAGUUUGAGACAUUGCUUCUGAGACAGUUGCAGAAGCAGCAGAACAGGGAUGAAUUCUGUGACACUGUCCUACACACUCAAGGUGUGUCAGUGCCAGUACAUAGCUGUGUGCUGUCUGCCUUCAGUCCCAGGUUCUAUGGCACUCUAUCCUCCAUGCCAGUGCCCAUGGCUGGGCAGAGACGGCUAAUCGAGCUCCAGGCUGUGGAUGCCUGCACACUACUCAGCUUGAAUGACUCUACACGCAAGCGCAGACCAAGAGGUCGUCCUCGUAUACGCCCGCUUCCUCCGGCUUCCCGCAGUUUCUCAACACAGCUAACAUCCAAACAUGGCACUGUGGAUCCUACAGAACUUGACCUGUUACACACUGUGACCCCCGUGUCGGCUGCUCACACAGAGCCCAUUCAGCCCAUUGACACACUUCUCGACGACAUAAUGACAGGUCUUCAUUUUCUACCUCCAGCCGAAAGUCAAACCCAUCAACAUGGUCUCAUGAGCGCCACAACAUCCAGUGGUCCACCAGUUUCAAAGGCUACGUAUCCCAGCGGUCAUUUUGCGAAGCCCACAGAUCCAAAGCAGCAUUUGGAAGGAGAAAUUGGUGACAUUCUCGAUCACUUUCUGAGGACCUUUGAGCAGCAAGUCGGUGGCUGUGGUUUAGUUGUGGGAGAUGAGACCUUACAAGGCAAUGACAAAUCAGACACCAGCACAGGUCCAUGGAGCAACACUUCUAAAACAUUUACACAAACACAACCUGACAAUCUUCAUCACGAAACACCACAAGCAAACCUUUUACACACCACAAGCACACUGAGCGGUGAACUGCAGUCAACGGUGAACCCAUCGGUAGCCGGAACAAACAAUGCCCAAGAUCGCCAAAUACGUAGGUCGAAAGUGAAGAAAGCGUCCAGAAACCAGAACAUUUUGCAACAGUUUGAAAACCGAAGGCUGACUCGGAGUCAGAGCAAGAAGAGAAAACUGGAAACUGCUUUAAUUAGUCUCCAAAGCCCAAUUAAGAAGAAGUGCAAAGAAAAACAGACUGCUGGCACUAGGAAGAAAAGGCAAAGGAACGGUCAAGGGCAAUCUGAAGCACAUGUGAACAAAAGUAGAGUGAAAAACCUGGACAAAAACAAUAAGGCUACAAAGGUUUGCCAGGAUAAAAGUCAAAAACCAACAAGAAAGAGGAGACUUGAAGAGAACAGAUUUGGUAGAAACAAGAGGAGUGUUGACAAUAGAAGACAUAUCAUGGAUGGUUUUAAUGAAAGGGAGAAGAGCCACCGAAAAGGACGACCCAGAAUUAGCUGUGGUGAGAUGAUGAAGAAGGUUAGACGCGAUCAUGUAGAGACAGAACCGAAAUCUAAUAGUUUCCAGGCUGACCAGUCAUCUGUAAAGAGCCCAAUACGUGGAGCCUGUAUUAAGAUAGCUUCUUCAGCUAUGGAGAAGGUCCGAAUGCUUUUACAGCUCCGCGAAGAAGAGGAUGAAAGGGCAAAUGAGAGUGUGGGAAUACACCAGGAAAAUAAUGCAGGUAAUGGAGGAUUGGUCAAUCAUAAAUGCGUAUCUGGAGCUGAAGAAAGACUAACAGCUGAAAACAGUUGGCAAGGUCAUCUGGAAGAGAUUCGGGGGUCAGAAGAUAGGAGAAUAAUGGUUAAUGGAGAGUUUGAGGGACAGGAGAGCAGAAACAGUGUAGUAGAAUUGAGUCAGAGGCGAGAUGACAAAAGACUGAGGACGAAAGAAAAGACGACUGAAGUACGCAGAGCACUCUUCCGGCUGAAUCUGCCCUCAAAAACAGGUAAAGAAGGGAACAAAGACAUUCAGGAUAAAAUCAGCACUACAGAAUCAGUCACAAACAUAUUAGGUUCAUGUCCGAGAGAACCAGGUGUACGUUUGCUCCCGAGUGAAGUUGUGCCACUUUUUACCCAAAACACCAUGCACAGAGCGGACGACUUAUCUCUGAACGUAGGAGAUGCGCCUCGGCUCACGUCUGCCGCACGACUCUCGCACACGCAACCCUGCCAAGAGCUUCACAGCCCACACACAUCCACAAAAGACUCGCAGCAGUUGGCAUGGUGUUCUGUAGAUGAAGACGAAGAUGUGGAUGUGCUGGAGGUGUCCAGCCCAAACUCUGAGCUGCCUGCUGUGAUCGUGGAGGUGGAUUCGAGAACCGAGGAGGAGGAAGUUGAAGAAGAUUUUGAGAUUGAUGUGCUUGGUCUAGAACCAGAUUAGCCAUGCAGAUUUACUUGUGCUAUUCCGGACCCCACACACUCCACAGCUGUGAUUUGAGUUCAUGGAGGGAACAGGUAUACAAAUCAAGCCCUGCAUAUUUUUAUAUGUCAGUCCGCUUCUCCACACCUGAGGUUUGAUGUUGUACUUCACAUCAUGUCCGUAACCACACGAGAAGGUUUAAGUUUUAUUUGUUUUAAGUCAGAUAUGCUGAACAUUAUUCCAUUUGGUUUUGUUUUAAGACCAUAGUGGCAGAAUGAGAAUGGACAAAGUGCAAGAUUUGUAUUUAAUCAUUUUGACCUUUUGCAGGUUUAGUUUAUUAUGUUAAACUUCGAGCUUUAAGCCAGAAGUUCUACAUGUAACUGUUGUGUGUCUGUUGCAGCACUGUUUAUGCGCCUAUAACGUUAAACUACUACGCUAAUUUUCUCAGCGUUCAGCAAUUUAUGUUGUUUGUAAAAUUUUGUUGUGUUAAAAGAUUAAAAAUAUCGAUUUGUAAUUUUUACUGUGUAAUGUUUGUGUUGAGGUUGGGGGUUAAGGAUGAAAUGGCACUAUUUGAGCCAGUGAGUUAAGCCACGCCCCAUUUUCUGAACAAUUUUGUGCGAAAAGAUUCUGGUAAUAAUUCAGUUUAGUGAUCAAACAUCGGGAAAACUUAGUCGACAACUCAGCCUCCAUUGCAUCAGGAUUUACACCAAUCAGCCAUAACAUUAUGAGCAGUGAGAGGUGAAGUGAAUAAGACUGAUUAUCUCCUCAUCAUGGCACCUGUUAGUGGGUGGGAUAUAUUAGGCAGCAGGUUAAUAUUUUGUUCUCAAAGUUGAUGUGUUGAAAAAUGGGCAAGUGUAAGGAUUUUUAGCGAGUUUGACGAAGGGCCAAAUUGUGAUGUCUAAACGACUGGAUCAGAGCAUCUCCAAAACUGCAGCUCUUGUGGGGUGUUCCCGGUCUGCAGUGGUCAGUAUCUAUCAAAAGUGGGAAGGAACAGUGGUUGAUGCACGUGGGGAGCGAAGACUGGCCCGUGUGAUCCGAUCGAACAAACGAGCUACUGUUGCCCAUAUUGAUGAUGAAGUUAAUGCUGGUUCUGAUAGAAAGGUGUCAGAGUACACAGUGAAGGACGGGUCAGGGCUGUUUUGGCACCAAAAGGGAAACUAACACAAUAUUAGGCAGGUGGUCAUAAUGUUAUGCCUGAUCGGUGUAUGUGAGGACCCUUGGUUUUUUUUUUUGGUCACAUUAUAACAGUAAUUGAUCCGGCACAACCUUUUCUUAUCUAAAAGUACAGCACCAGAAAGAGUGGAACUUUGAGGUCAGUUAUUUAAAUUGUAAUGUGUGUACAGGAUGUAAGCUAUUUUAUCAAGCUUUUAGUCUGCUAUAUCAUGUCAUAUGGUAAGUGAUCUCUUAAGUAAUCAGAUCAUGAUCAGUUGUGAUCAGAGUUUCCCAGGUU
This is a messenger RNA of Hemibagrus wyckioides, 3811 nucleotides long. RefSeq lists its product as uncharacterized. Gene Ontology annotation, biological process: regulation of DNA-templated transcription. Lineage: Eukaryota; Metazoa; Chordata; Actinopteri; Siluriformes; Bagridae. Gene Ontology annotation, molecular function: protein binding. The record is from RefSeq and is a predicted model, not a curated record. The transcript has 6 exons. Bases 160 to 2382 code for a protein of 740 amino acids.